GCGGAUGUUAGGGCUUAAGAUUGAAGGUUUAGAAACGACAUAGAAGAAGUGAAGAAGGAAGUGAGUUGAGUUCACUUGCUUCUCAAAUUCAUUCAUCCACCCGCUCCAAUAAUAAAACAUGUCACUCUGCCGCCUUCUCCUCCGCUCUCUCCGCCGUUCCACCACCGUCAGUCCCAUCUCCAUCACUGUCCGUUCCUUCGCAUUUUCCUCCGCCGAAGAAGCUGCAGCAGUCCGACGUCAACGCAAGCGCCGCCUUCGUAUCGAACCUCCCUUAAACGCAAUCCGUCCUCCUCCGCAGCAACAUCAUUCACGCGAUCCCAACGCUCCUCGCCUUCCUGAUUCCACAUCAGCUCUAGUAGGACCUCGACUGAACCUUCACAACCGCGUCCAAUCACUAAUUCGCGCCGGUGACCUAGACGCCGCCUCCGCCAUCGCACGCCACUCUGUUUUCUCAAUGACUCGACCUACGGUGUUCACCUGCAACGCAAUAAUCGCUGCUAUGUACCGCGCGAAGAGGUACAACGAAGCUAUUGCUCUUUUCCACUUCUUCUUCAAUCAAUCUAACCUAGUUCCCAAUAUCGUUUCUUACAAUAACGUUAUCAAUACUCACUGUGAUGAAGGCCGUGUCGACGUGGCACUUGAGAUUUAUCGCCACAUCAUCGCUAACGCUCCUUUCAGUCCUUCCCCUGUUACCUAUCGUCAUCUCACAAAAGGUUUGAUAAACACCGGUCGCAUUGACGAAGCUGUCGACCUUUUGCGUGAGAUGUUGACCAAAGGUCAUGGUGCUGAUUCGUUGGUUUAUAACAAUUUGAUAUUAGGUUUUCUUGAACUUGGUAAUUUGGAUAAGGCUAAUGAGCUUUUUGAUGAGCUUAAAGAAAGGUGUCUGGUUUAUGAUGGUGUUGUGAAUGCUACUUACAUGGAAUGGUUCUUUAAUCAGGGAAGAGAUAAAGAGGCUAUUGAUUCUUAUAAGUCUUUAAUGGCACGUGAGUUUAGGAUGACACCUGCAACUUGUAAUGUUUUGUUGGAGGUUUUGCUUAAGCAUGGAAAGAAAACUGAGGCUUGGGCAUUGUUUGAUCAGAUGUUGGAUAAUCAUACCCCUCCUAAUUUUCAGGCUGUUAAUUCGGAUACUUUUAAUGUGAUGGUUAAUGAGUGUUAUAAGCUUGGUAGGGUUGAUGAAGCAGUUGCCACUUUUAGGAAGGUUGGAACCAAGCCUAAUUCUAAGCCUUUUGUAAUGGAUGUGGCUGGUUAUCGAAAUAUUAUAUCUAGGAUGUGUGAGAAUGAGAUGUUGUCUGAAGCUGAGACUAUGUUUCAAGAGCUGUGCUCCAAGUCCUUGAGUCCAGAUGUUCCUACUCACACGGUUUUGAUCGAUGGGUAUUUGAAAGUGGAUAGGAUUGAUGAUGCUUUGAGGAUAUUCAACAAAAUGGUGGAUGCUGGUUUGAGGGUGGUUGCUACAUUUGGUAACAGGGUGUUUGACGAAUUGAUUAAGAAUGGUAAAGCUAUUGAUUGUGCUCAGAUUUUGAGCAAAAUGGGAGAAAAAGAUCCCAAGCCUGAUCCGUCUUGCUAUGAGGUUGUGAUCAAGGGACUGUGUGCUGAAGGUUUGUUGGAUAAAAGCCAAGAGUUGCUGGACGAGGUUAUGAGGUAUGGUGUUGGUCUCACUUCUGCCUUGCGUGAACUUGUGACUGAGGCUUUUAAAAAUGCUGGGAGGGGUGAGGAGAUUGAGAGACUGCUAGAUAUGAACCGAGUUGGAUACAACCGACCAAGACCUGCAUACCAGCAACGUCCACCACCACCGACAAGGUCUCCCUCUCAAAUGGCAGGAACGUAUAACCCAACUAAUGGUUUUCCACAACAGCGCCCACCACCACAAUACCAAACACCACCUUCUCAAGUAGCACCUCAGCAAUACCAAACACCACCCUCUCAAGUGGCAGGAACUCAUAACCCAUCAUCUGUGUUUCCAUCUCAAAUGACAGCACCUCAGCAAUACCAAACACCACCCUCUCAAGUGGCAGGAACUCAUAACCCAUCAUCUGUGUUUCCAUCUCAAAUGACAGCACCUCAGCAAUACCAAACACUGCCUUCUCAAGUGGCUGGAACACAUAAUAACCCUUCUUCUGGGUUUCCGGCUCACACGGCAGGACAUAAUCCCCCACCACACUAUGACACUCGAAUGGCUGGAGGACACAACUAUCGCUUUCCCUCUGGAUAUCCACCUCAAAAUUCAGGGCAGCAACGCCCACCAUUGCAUCCUCAAACGACAGGAACUCAUCAAGCUCCAUGGGGAGUAUCUCCUCCGAUGACUGGGCUGCGAGGGCCAGCAGCUGGACCUUCUCCUCAAUCAACAGGGCAGCCUCACCACCCUCCAUACGAACAUCCUCCUCAUAUGGAAAGGGUAUCUCCUCAGACAACUGCAAAUCCUAAUACACCAUAUCGACCUUCAACUCAAUUUGUAGGACAUCAACCUUAUGGACCACCAUCUAGGCCUCAACAAAUGGCAGAGCAACCAUAUCCACCGUCAAGAUUGACUACUCCAAUGUCAGGGCAACACCAUCCGUCGUCAGGACCAACUCCUCCAAUGUCAGGGUCAUCUCAAUCAUCAUAUGGAUCAUCAGCUGAAACUUCAAUGCCAUAUUAUACAGCCCCAGGAACAUCUUCUCAGAUUACAAGACCAUAUCACCCAUCAUCAGGAACCCCUCCUCACUUUGAAGAAUCACAUCAACAGCAAUCGGAAGUCCCCGAACAGGUUGCAGUCUAUCGUUGAAGCUCAAGCUAAUUCUUAGUGUUGCUGGCUCUAUUUUUUAUUUAGAGAAGACUUAAUCUAUAUUUUGUAUUUCUGAGUUUAUACAGGAAUAAUUUUUUCUUUUAAAUUUAUUGGUCCGGAGCAUGUAUUGAAGGUGUUGUAUGACAUGUUAUUUUAAUUUACUCUUGUAAUUCAACUUUCAAAAUCCAGCACAGCAUGUUACGGAAUCGAUAAACUGUUUAAAGUGUAUUGAUGCUAUUUUAAUUUGGCAUUCAAAUGUAUUGAUGCUAUUUUUCCCCUUCUUUGGUA
Cicer arietinum (chickpea) is the source of this 3049-nucleotide messenger RNA. RefSeq names its product pentatricopeptide repeat-containing protein At1g10270-like. Gene Ontology annotation, molecular function: protein binding. NCBI's taxonomy places the organism in Eukaryota, Viridiplantae, Streptophyta, Magnoliopsida, Fabales, Fabaceae. The record is from RefSeq and is a predicted model, not a curated record.